Dicentrarchus labrax (European seabass) is the source of this 2029-nucleotide messenger RNA. RefSeq lists its product as uncharacterized. The transcript is spliced from 2 exons. Bases 229 to 1914 code for a protein of 561 amino acids. NCBI's taxonomy places the organism in Eukaryota, Metazoa, Chordata, Actinopteri, Moronidae. The record is from RefSeq and is a predicted model, not a curated record.
AGGCGACACUCGUCAUCCAGAGUGGAAAUUAGACAGAGAACCGAUAGAGAAGAGCUCAACAUUUAUUCUGAUUUCAGGAUAUAAAAAGUUUCAAGGUUGAAGAGAUUGUCCGCAGCUGAUGUGUUAAUCCAUCCAUAACACGGGGUCCGGGACAAGAAGAAAAUCAGAGCAGGAAACAUGCAGAAUGAGUUUUAAAAGCUUCUUGGGAUCAAGUUGAAAAAAGAAAAGAUGGAACCAAAAGAGGGAAAAACCCUGUGUCCCUCCUCCGCUGAGUGUGGCGCAGGCAGUUGUGAGAAGACAGGUGUCUCAAGGGCAGAGAAGGAGGAGUUAAAUGAAGAUAGAAGUGACUCAUUAUUCAAACAUAUAAGUCAAACUUCCAUCUCACAAAAACAGACGACUGCUGAUGGGAAGUUAUUGAAGGAUGGUGUUCAGGGUCAGCCUUCUCGAAAAAGAGUCUCUUAUUUAGAUGACGCGCGCCGCUUUAGUGAAUCUAGCACACGUCAGUACUUUCUGCUUUCUUCUCUUCGCUCUUCUCUAACACAACCAAGCAAGCACAUUAGCUCAGCCCAGUCCAUACGCAAUCACGUCAGUCAACAAUCACCUGAACCACCAAGUCUCUCACUGUACGGCAGCUUGAGCACUGUCAGCUGCAGCAAAACCAAAAGUGACAUGGAGGAGAAAUCCACAACAUCAGCACAUCCUUCUGCCGUGACUUCCUGUAGCAGGCUCCGUUUUUUUAACGGUCCUUCCUUGUUCAACCCGCCCACCAGUUCUUGGUCCAUCACCACUUCUGAUGUGGGCCCUCUGUAUCCAGAAGAAAGCUGCGAUUACACGACCGAUACAGACUCCACUGACUCUGAUUGUGACAAGUAUGAAUCCAGCAAAAUGAAGGCAAGUGUGAAAGGAACAGUUGAACAGGACAUGAAAGAACAUAUAAGAACAAGAAGAUUAACCGAAAUAAUCAGGAGAAAUCUGUCCAGAGGUAAUUCUUCCACUGUCCACUGUAAUGCUCGCCGACAGGAUGAGACAUCUGAUGGAGGAUGCUUUCUCCAUACUGAAUAUGAAAAUCUGUCAUCUAACUAUGAAGGUGCUGAUUGUCUUUCAACUCCUUCACCCUCACUAUGCAGGGUCGUACAUCUUGAAAACAGACAAAGAUCUACUUUAAGUAGACACACCUCCUCACAGUUUACGGCCCCAACUGUUGCUCGCCCUCCAUGUCCACAAAGAAGGCACAGACUCCUCCAUGACUCUACUGUCAGCACUGAAGAAAGCAGAACACAAGAUGCUUUUGAGCUGUUGUCUGUGCAGUCUGAAAGCAAUACAGGAGCUGUCAGUGAUGCUCCGGUGGAAAUGGAUGCAUCUGUUACAGCUGAGAACUACUCAGCUGCAUGGUCUCAGGUCCAAAACAGAAAGGACACAGAUGAUGGGUCCUCGGGUCUUUAUGAUUGGGGUAGCUGGCAUAAAUCAGGGUUACAUCCUCUCCCUCAGCUUCCUUUGAACUAUCCAUCACUGUCUGAACUGACUGAACGUCUGCCACAGUCAACUGUGUUCUCAGGUCCAUUUAACUGGAAUUAUGUCAGUGGUUCAUAUCAAGCAUUGCAUGAAAAGUCAGACCUCAGAGAUUUGGGGGCUGGCCCCAGCUCAGCACAAAGAACAAAUCCUGGCAACCCCGGAGAUUUUAACCAUUACUCUGGCUCCAUGUCCAACACGUCUACCGGCACUCAGUCCAUCAUCCCGACAAAAAACACCUGUCUGGUUCUGGCUGCCGAUUCUCACCUUCAACAACCCUUCGAUGGCUCUUCCCCAGUUAACUCUCCUGUGUCUUCUUCAAGUUAUAAACAGAAGAAGGGAAAUUGGCGCAGCUACAGAAGAAUGAAAAAAAUCAAAAACCCAUUUUACUGCUCCUUUCAUUGAUUCCUCUGACGACACGCUGGAUCAACCUCCGCCUGCUAGACUCACAGAAACAGUAUCAAUAAAGAGUCCCUCCUCUGCAGCAGAUGUUACACCAGGAGCCAAUCAGGAUAAAACC